GUCUUUUUCCCUCCCCAUCAACCCUCGUCAGCAAAACGCUUCGAUCCGUCAACUCUGCCCGGGUUUGUUCGGCGUUGCGUCUCCGGUCGCUUCGAAUCGCUUCACUUCGCAUCGAAUUGUGUUUCUCCCGCGACGUUCGUUACGGCCACCCAUUGCCGGUCUCGUUUCAGCCUCCAUUCGCUGUUGCAUGCAUCCUGACGCUUUCGUCCUGUUUCCGUCCAAACGCCAAAAGCGACAUACGAGCAACGGCCUCCUCGCCAACGAUCCGAUUUUGUUUACCCUCGUUUUGACCGUGUUUCAUAAAGAGCAGCGCUCAAACUCGACGGCUCGCAUUGCGCCUCAGUACACUUCGUUUGUCCACAAGGAUACAGCAUUACGCCUCAGUAAACAUGCGGGCCUCCAACUUCUUGUCGACUCUGGCUGUUGCCGUCCUGGCCUCUCCGGUCCUGGCCCAGAACAACAACAACAACAACAAGCAAAGUUCUUCCUCGUCCAGCGGCGGCAAUGAUUCAGGCCCGACUGGCCUCCCGACGCUGACAAAACCCGGAGGAAACGUCCCGACAUAUCCUCCCCCAACCGUGCCGCCGACCAAGAAUGCGCCCUUCAUGCAGCACUCGAGUGCGCCGGAUGGAACCGUCUUCAUCGCCGUUGGCGCCAUCCUCGGCGCUUUCCUCAUCGGCGUCUUGCUUUGGCGCAUCAUCGUCAGCUUCCUCCUGCACCGCUCUGUUCGCCGUGCCGCCUUGGCCCAGCACGAGGCUAACAACAAGACCGGCUUCCCGGCACCUCCCGCGCCUUUCUACAAGUAUUCCGACCAUGCCUCGCCUGCUCCUCCUCCCGCCGGCAGUGGCCGCGGCGUUCGUCGUACCAACCGAAACACCAUGACGCCGUCUGCCGCCCCCAGCCAGUCCAACCUGUUCUUCUCGCCUACCGCUGCCGGAUCCAACGUUCCGGGCGGUCGCGGCUCGACCUUUUUGCCUUCUGGGUUCUACGCUGCUGGAAACUCAUCACCCGGUGGACAGCAAGGUCCUUCCAUCAGCUUGACGAAUCUGCGACCCGACUCGAUGAGCCACCCCAACGGCUCGAGGAACUCGCUCAUGGGCCCGUCGCCCCCGGACUCUCCUCACUUCACGCCCCGAAGAGACAUGAGCAGCAGCUCUGUGAACCUGAACACUCGCCAGCCAGGCCAGCGAGCCCCGAGCGCCUACCUCGAAGACUUGCUUGCCGACGAGCCUGGAAGCCUUCCUCCGCCACAGAUGCCUCCGAACUCUGGUCCAAGAGGCAGCGGCAGUCCUCGACACCGAUAUUAAUCGCCCUUGUCUGGAGUUUUUAUUUUUCUUAUUUCGGCGCAUUUCUAACUAAUACUUUUGCUACCAACAGUAUACGCAAAGUGUUUGGGUCUUUGAUAUCAAGUAUGAAAAAGACUGGGGAUUCAUGGCGUCAAUGAUGAACAAGUGUAUGAUGUUUUUAUUUAUUUACUUUAUCUGACUCUUUUUCGGUUGGGCCUUUGGGGAAGAAGACUUGUGUAAAGCAGGCUGGGAGGGGGCUUGAAUUUUUAUUUUUCUUCCGUCAGCAGCUUAGAUGGGAGGACUGUGCGGCUUUGUGAACAACUUUGUAGCAUCGUUUAUUUUUUUUUGGAGCGCCAUCUUUUUAUUCGAGUAUAUAGCUUGUUUUUGUCUUAACGUCAACUGCAAUACUUUAAUACAUGC
Molecule: messenger RNA, 1706 nt
Organism: Trichoderma harzianum CBS 226.95
Lineage: Eukaryota; Fungi; Ascomycota; Sordariomycetes; Hypocreales; Hypocreaceae
Exons: 1
Coding region: 390-1307 (305 amino acids)
Cellular component (GO): fungal-type vacuole
Source: RefSeq, a predicted model, not a curated record